AUGGGUCCCGGUCCUGGAGAAGGAGAAGAUUCCAUUGCUGGCGUCGGUGGCGAAGCCAUAUCAGGGACUGAUAUUGCUGGACUAGGGCCUGGGCUCAUAGGAGUAGUUGGUGGACUCAUUGGGCUUGAAGAUGGAGUCAUUGGCAUCAUAGGUGGUGUAGCCAUGGACAUUGGUGGUGGAGUCAUGGGCAUAGGUGGUGGAGUCAUGGGCAUAGGUGGUGGAGUCAUAGGCAUAGGUGGUGGAGUCAUCAUAGGCAUAGGUGGUGGAGUCAUCAUAGGCAUCGGAGAGCCGCCGCUAGGCAUUGGUGGCAUGGACAUUGAGCCAGAAGGAGCCAUCAUGGGAGAUUGAGCUAAAGAGAAGGGGGUUAAAACCAUAGUCAAUGUGAGCAAAAGGAGAGCUUGUGAAGAAGCCAUCAUGGGAUAUUGAGCUAAAGAGAAAAGGGUUGUGUGUUAAAUAGUGGUUUAUGUAAAGUGAUAUAUAGAGAGAGAUGUGAGAAUUGUCAAAGAGUGAGCGAGAAAA
Molecule: messenger RNA, 519 nt
Organism: Brassica napus (rape)
Lineage: Eukaryota; Viridiplantae; Streptophyta; Magnoliopsida; Brassicales; Brassicaceae
Product: shematrin-like protein 3
Exons: 1
Coding region: 1-348 (115 amino acids)
Source: RefSeq, a predicted model, not a curated record